This is a messenger RNA of Onthophagus taurus, 2177 nucleotides long. RefSeq lists its product as uncharacterized. Lineage: Eukaryota; Metazoa; Arthropoda; Insecta; Coleoptera; Scarabaeidae. The record is from RefSeq and is a predicted model, not a curated record.
GAACAAUUAAAAUUUAUCCACCUUCAUGUCGCGUUCGAAUCCAUCUCAGUGAUCUAAAUUAUUUGUCACACAAACAACAGACAGUAUUAUUUCUGUCAGUGAUACGUAAAUGUCCGCGAAACCUGUGAUUCUCUUCUUGUGUUCUCGAGGUACCUGUAGUGUUUGCAACGUAUUCGACGUUCAAGUCUUAUAAAAAAGAUUCAAAGUAUGUCUCGACCAGGAUCUUAUUCAUAUACAGGACUUCCUGCACCUCCGCCUCAUCAAUACUUUUACGAUGAAAUGGAAGGUUAUAUAGGUGAUUAUUCCGAAAGCGAAGGAUUAUCUGAUGCGGCACCACAUUUAAUCACAGCAGGAAAUCCGGAUAUCACGGAAUUAUAUCGACGGAAAGCGAUGGCUUUGCCGGUGGCACAAAAUCAUUACAAUCACUUUUUACAUGCUCCCCCGCCACCUGAGUAUUAUUAUGAACCAAUGCGGCAACCUCAAAUGAUUAGGGCGUCUACGUAUAGAAAACGAAUGCCUGUUAUCGCUGAACAACCGAGAUAUUAUUCGCCGGAAAGAACAGAAGUUUUUAAUCCACAUCAACCGACUUAUAGAAGUACUCAUCAAUUGGUUACGUCUUUGCCAAGAAAUGCAGUUCCCGCGUCCAUUCCAUCUGCAACGGUUGUUAGAUCUAAUGUUGGUGUUAGAAGACAUCCUAUUACAGUAAGAACUCCAAAGUAUUAUCGAAGACCAGCGACACCAGCUCCAAUAAAACGACCAUCAGCUUUAUGUUUACCAGUUGCGGCACAACCAGAUCCCGCAGUUUAUAACAAACGAAAUAAACGAAUUCCUCAAGAUGCACACCUUUAUCAAAAUGAAUACGUUUUUCCUAUUAGCCAGUCACAAAGUAAACACCAUCCCCAUUAUGGUAAUACGGAUAAAAAUCGAUUACUAAAUAAAGACAAUUUAAAUGUUACACGAUCUAAAUUAGAUGCUGCUUUAGAAAGAUAUGAAAACAUUUUUGAAAAGAAUAUGGUUGAAUUCGCUGGAAAUCCACCGGAUCUUAAUUUAGUUAGAAUGUUAAAACCUAAGAUACCUCCUACAAUAAAAGAAACCCAAGAAAAACUUAAACAACAAAAAUCUCAAAAAACUCAAAAAGAACAAGAGGAAGUUACCUCCGAUGCAUUAGAAGAAAUGUUAUUCGCUGACCUUAAAGCUAAUGGCUUUACAAAUAAUGAAUCGGGUGAUUUUAAACAACCACCUCAAGAAUCAAACACUAACAAUAAUGAAGGAAAAGAUGAUAAAACACCAAGAAGUACAGAUGGAACAGUAGGGAGCGAAAAAGGUUUAAAAGAUCUCCCGAAAAGUUUUAACUAUCAAGAAAUUCAAAACAACGUAAUCAAAAAAACUCAACAAAACAAUCAAUGUUCUCAACAUACUUCAGGAAUUAUCCAAGAGGAACCAUUUGAAGUUCCAGAACAAGAUGUUCCAAAUGAAAAGGAUAUUAGAAAAUGUGAAUCUGUUCAUACUAAAGAACACCUGCAAGAUUGUGUUUCAAAUCCAUUAGAUCUUCAACCCGAAUCGUUUAGACGUAUAUGUUCACAAGCUUCUUCUCAAAGAUUAAAUGAUAAUGAUCGUUCAGCUGAGUCGAUUAAAUCGUUAAGAACCGCAACUGUUCCUAGAGUGCUGGUUGAUGAUGCUCUUGAACUGCACCGAACUAAAAGUUAUGUAGUCAAUUUAAUUGAUCACGCUUUAAGUAAUCAUUUUGGAACGAAUUUAUGUGAAAAAUAUUCGACAAAAGAAAAUCCUAUAGAUCACCGUGUAGCUGUCGACAUAUUAAAGAAACAUUCCGCUGGAAAAAUGGACAAAGAACUAUGUGUGGAAAUAGCUCAAGCUUUAGCAGAUACUUUUAAUUCCAGUUCAACUUCUUGUACGGCCGGAAAUUUGCAUCACGACUGCGAACCUAAACCACAAACAAGCUCUUGUUCUUGUAGUAAAAUGUCCGAUGAGCCUUUAUAUGUUAAGCAAUUAAAACAGUUAAGAUGGGGUCACUUGAAACAUAUUCAACGCGAAGUACGAAGACUCGAAGAUUUGGAACGGUUUCUUGAUUCGUGUAGCUCGAAUUCGUAUGUUUAACCAAAGAAUCAGUGCACAAUGUAUACAAGUUAAUAAAAUAAAUAUAUUGACAAAUAAUUCAA